AUGGCUGAGGUAGUCGCGGAGAUCGUCGCCAACGCCUGCCAUCUAGAGCAAGAGAAGGCCACGCAUAUAGAGACCCUCUUAUCGCGAUUUGACAGCCUGUCAGCUGCAGAACAAGACCAGGAACGGGCCUCUUACGUUGCUGCCGUCUUCCCCCUGUUCUUUGGCGCAGCUGCCGUCGUGCACGGGUCCAAUGGCUAUGAGCCGCAGCGUAUAGUUCCCUGGUCUACCAACUGCUGGCUUCAACCUCGGGUAAUUGUCCGUCCCGGAUCUGCCCAACAAGUUGCAGCUGCGCUGGCGCUGUGCCGCUUUUUCCACGUCAAGUUCUCCAUCCGGGGUGGGGGCCAUUUGCAGAUUCCGGGCUUCACCAGCAACCAGGACGGCGUGGUCAUUUCCCUCGGAGCAUUUGACCAAGUCCGUGUGGCUGAAGAUAAAUCCACGGCAGAAAUUGGCGUCGGAUUGAGAUGGUUGGAAGUGUAUCGCGCUCUUGAAGAGCACGGAGUGGCGGUUGCAGGAGGAAGAGUGCCUACCGUGGGGGUUUCCGGCUUGUUGCUCGGCGGCGGCAUCUCCUUCCAGAAUAGUCAGUAUGGCGUCGGUGCCAUGGGUGUCUGCAACUACGAAGUCGUUCUCGCCAAUUCCCAGAUCAUAAAUGCCAAUGCCCGCGAAAACUCCGAUCUAUUCUGGGCCCUCAAGGGUGGCGGGCCCAACUUCGGAAUUGUCACUAAGAUCGAAAUGAACACUAUCCCCAACCAGAUAUGGACCGAAGUUCGCAUCUACCCCCUCACGGCAGCUGACCAACUGCGCGCCGCUCUAAUGCAAUACCACGAGGCCAUUGAAACAGACAACAGGGCAUCUCUCAUCUGGAACGCCACAAACGACAUCAUUCUCAUCGUCUAUUUCUACUGCGCGCCCGUCGAGAAUCCUCCCGUCUUCCAGGCCUUCUAUGACAUUCCUUUUCUCACUAGCUUCGUACCCCCGGGAAUCCGCACCGUUUACGAUCUAGUUCAGGCCGUGGCGUCCGUGAAUGAAGCCGAGCCUACUGUCCACGAAUUCCGCACCAUGUCCAGCCGUCCCAGUCUAGAAGUCUACAAAGCCAUCGAACAAGCUCAUGCUGAGCAAGCCGAAGCUCUCAAGGACGUAGAAGGCAUCGCCCUAACAACCGUCAUUCAGCCCAUGUCCUCGCUAGCCAUGAGAGAAACGCUCAAGAAUGGCGGAACUCCUCUAGGUUUGGAGCCCGUUGGACAGCAGUGGUUCCUCGCCCGAGCAGACUGGAAGAAUAUUCAAGAUGAGGAUCGCGUGCGCGAGGCAGUGCGCAAAAUCGUGGAUGCGGCGGAAUCCGCGGCAAAGCAAACGGGCGUGUAUCUCCCCUACAAGUAUUCGAACUAUGCGGCGUGGGAUCAGGAUCCGUUGGCGAGCUAUGGUGGGGAGAACGUGAGACGGUUGAAGGAGGUAGCGAGGAAGUAUGAUCCCGAGGGGGUCUUUCAGACUUUGCAGAAUGGAGACAGCUAUGUAGGUAGGCGAUAUAUUGUACAUAUACAUCAGUAA
Messenger RNA from Aspergillus niger, 1542 nucleotides. RefSeq lists its product as uncharacterized. NCBI's taxonomy places the organism in Eukaryota, Fungi, Ascomycota, Eurotiomycetes, Eurotiales, Aspergillaceae. Bases 1 to 1542 code for a protein of 513 amino acids. The transcript is spliced from 7 exons. Gene Ontology annotation, molecular function: oxidoreductase activity; FAD binding. The record is from RefSeq and is a predicted model, not a curated record.